Messenger RNA from Coturnix japonica (Japanese quail), 4761 nucleotides. It is a transcript of the gene RMI1, whose product is annotated as RecQ mediated genome instability 1. Gene Ontology annotation, molecular function: nucleotide binding. Gene Ontology annotation, biological process: double-strand break repair via homologous recombination; resolution of meiotic recombination intermediates. Lineage: Eukaryota; Metazoa; Chordata; Aves; Galliformes; Phasianidae. The record is from RefSeq and is a predicted model, not a curated record. Gene Ontology annotation, cellular component: RecQ family helicase-topoisomerase III complex; nuclear body.
UGGGGCGGGGCUCUCGCGAGGCCUAAAACGGCGCGUGGAGUGGGGCUGUGAUUGGCUGUCCCGACGCGCGGGCUUGGGGUAACUCCUGAGCUAGAGCUGGGACUGGGGCUUCGCUUGAAUGAAAAUGACUACACCUAAUGUCACAGCAAGAGUGGAAACCUGGCUUUCAUCCACGUGGCACGUUAAAGUUCCUUCGAUAUGGCUGGAAGCAUGUAUUAAUUGGAUUCAGGAAGAAAAUGGUGGUAGUAGCUUAAGUCAAGCUCAAAUUAACAGGCAGGUGUUUGAGCAAUGGCUGUUUACCGAUCUAAGAGAUCUGGAAUAUCCAGUUUUGCCAGAUGGCAUCUUAGAUGCCCCCAAAGGAGAGCUGUCUGGCUUUUACUCCCUGCAGAUCGAUUCAUUGCUUGAUGUUAGCCAACCAGCAUAUUCCCAGUUGCAGAAGGUAAGAGGGAAAAGUACUGCAAAUGAAGAGGUAACAGCCAAUACUCAGGCAUUCCAGAAGCCCUGGGAAGCAAAGCCUACCCGAAUGCUGAUGCUGCAGCUAACUGAUGGGAUACAUCAAAUCCAAGGCAUGGAGUAUCAGCCAGUGCCUGCCCUCCAUAGCAACCUUCCACCUGGAACAAAAAUCACCGUGCAUGGUAAUGUUGCAUAUCGUCUUGGGGUCCUUUUGCUUAAACCAGAAAAUGUAAAACUGUUGGGUGGUGAGGUAGCUGCUCUUCUGGAGGAGUAUUCUCAGGAAAGGGUCCUUGCUAGAUUACUUGGAGAAGCUGAGAACCCUGAUUCUACUGGACAACCUGGUCAUGAACAAAUUGUUCCAAGUCGUGUGGAUGAAUUAGGACAAACUCUAGGCCCUUCGGAUGAAGAGCUCUUGGCCAGUCUUGAUGAAAAUAAUGACUUUAUUUUAAACAAUGAAACAUCUUUAGAAAGCGGAUACUGCAGUAGGACUAACAAUUUUAAUACAGCCUCAGGUUCACUCACUACAUACAAUGAAAAUACUUUGCAACAGGAAUCAAUAAAUCUUUUGCCUCGUUCAGAUGAACAAACUCCGCCUCCUGUGGAGUAUGAUGAUGCCUUUUUAAAUGACUUUCCUUUGGAAGAUGCCAUUCUUCUGGAAGAAGAGAUCCAAAGAGAGCUGGAAGAAGUGCCAUCAGUUGCAAGGAAUGGAAAUGUAAAUUUAACUACUGAGAGAAUUCCACAUACAUACCAAAGCUCCUGUCGUUCGUCUUUAAAUGAAACUUCUGAAAAAGAUGAUGGAUAUGAGAGAGAAAAGCCUGUAGACGUUAUCAGUGAGCAAAAGAAUCUGGGAAGAACGGUAUCUACUGAAGAUGGAACUGAUAAUAGUGGCUUUUUACAGUGUAACAGUGUACCUCAGGCCUGCAGCUCGGCAAUUGUUCUUUUGGAAAGUCCUCAUGAAGAAAGACAGAAUGAUUUAGGCCUGCAUGAGAGCAGCUGUCAAUCCCGUCAUGCUCCUUACAACAGGCAGUUGAACAAGGAUCCUGUAUCUUUCUCAAAAACUGAUCCAGAAGCAGAUCAGCGGGCCAGUCUUUGCAGACCAGAAAAUACAUGUGAUCUUGAUUUAGAUUGUCCACCUUUCACAUACAUUUCCCUUCUCCUUGCAAAAAAGCCAGAAACUGUUACAGUUGUGAAAGUGAAGUGUUUUAUUGUAACUCUUACUGGAAACCUCUCAAGCAGUAAUGGGUCCUGGUGUAUAAAAGCUAAAGUUUCUGAUGGUUCCGCUUACCUUGAAGUAGAUUUUGCUGAUGAUAUUCUUACAAGUUUGAUAGGGUUUUCAGUGCCUGAAAUGCAUAUGUUGAGAAAAGAUCCAGCUUUGCAACCAAAGUUUAAGGGUGGUUUAGAAAGAUGUCAGAAACAAUUGAUAGAUCUCUGUUGUUUGAUGACUAUAGAGUUCAAUCCAUUUCAGUCUAAAGCCACUGUCUUAAUUCUACAGGAUACUGAUGCAAGACAUCUAGAACAACUGAAGAAACGUUUAAACAAAUAACAUGUGCAAAGCUGCUGAUCUAAUGGAAACAUUUAAGUUAAUAUUUCCUCCAAGAAGCUGUUGAAAGUUUAACAUUUUGAAGUUAAGUGGUAUGCCUUUUCUUUCAGGGAAAGUAGUGGAAAAAUGAGAGGAGGGGAUGGAUUGGUGGGAAGGAAUUUAGCAAUGUGCUUUUCAGGUGACAGCAUUGAAAUAAAUUUUCAAAUAGUUCUGUCUUGAUUUAAAACAUUCAGAUAUCAUUCUAAUUCAGCAAAGUCUUCUGUAUUCUUGACUGGUAUUCUGUAGGAGCAAAUUUUUGUCAGGAAAUGAGUAAUAAAGAACAAACCUGCUGGUUCUUACUCUUUCUCAAGGAUGAAUUCUUAUGUGAUAUUUAAAGGUAGUUGUGGAGGAAAGUGGUUGAGUAAAUUGAGAUAGAAUUAUUGUUUAGGUGUGAAUACUUCUGAAUAUGCUAGCUUGAAAACUUGAGUGCAUAGUGUUUGUGCGAGAGCCUGAAGUAUAGAGAAGUGGAAGAUUUUGUUCUGAAUGUUCAGGUGUAGAAAAACCCAAAAACCUACAUAUAAAUAAAUGGGAUUUUACAAAACUGUACUUGAAAUAUUUGGCAAUUUAAAAAUUAUAUUUUAUUAGCAGAAAAAGAAUUAUUUCAACCAAUAAAGAAUCUGUGUUUUGGCAUAUUCAUAAUUGCUAAUAAUUUUGAGCCCAGGCAAACUUAUUCAUUAGCUCUUACAUUGUUUACUAGUCUGAUCUUUCCAUAGAGUUGUCAAAUACUUGUGCUACAAAUCUCCUGUAUACUUAAUAUUGGCCUUAAUUUUGGUUAAACAUUAGUAAACAUUAAACUUUUUGUUGAAGACUGUUCUGUCACUGUUAGAGAAAAAUAUAAGUCUUUUUGAGUGUAUAGAGAAUGAGAAAUAUUUUUGUUUGUUUUUGUUCUUCCCUUCUCUUCUUCCCACCCUUUAGCCUUCAUUUUAUUCUUUGAGAUGAGUAGAAUUCUGAAUUCUUCCAGGAGUAGGGUGAAGACAGUGAAAGUCUGUGCAGUGUUGAGAGUGCUUGUGGAGAAUGUAAAAUCAGUAGUGAGGAGAGGGAUUUUUCAUUUGAAUUGCCAUUAUCUAACUUUUUCAUAGCCUUUUCUGUUUCUAAACCAUGGUUGCUAGAACUUUGGAAGUUGCUGUGAGACUGUCAGUAUUGUUUCCCUGCUUUGCCCCCAGUUGAGAGGUUUUCUUUGAUAAUCCAAGGGACUUAAGGAAAAGUAGAGAUAAUUUGCUAAAUAAGAUAAAUUGGCUGCAGGUGGAGAAAGGGAAAACUUUGUGAGGCAUGGGCCUUUUUAUACUUCGUUUCCAACAGCUUAGAACUUCAGAAAUUAGAAAUUUAGAAUUAAUUAGAACAGCUUAGAGUUCCCGUGUUGCUUUGCUUCCUCACAUUCCCUUUCUCUCUCCACUCUGAAGAGAAUCUGAGCAAACCAUAGCUCUGUUAGUUGCCUGUUUCUAACCUUAUGGUCUGAUGGGAGAGUUGUGCAUCAUUUAGAAUUGUAAUAACUGUAACUAACAGCAACAUAUCAAACAAGCAGUGAAAUAACUGGUUGGGUGUACUAGUAGUUGGCUCAUGCACAAUUAACUUUACUGAUGAUCCGAACCAACGCUGCUAUUUCUGAUCAAAAUGCUUAUGUGCUGUGAGUACAUGUGAUGUAUGUAUAUUGCCUUUGCAUGCCAAGAACUGAUACAUGUCUGUCUUUCAGAUAAUCAGAAUUCUUACAGAUCAAAUAAGCAAACAGGCUGCAACCUCCCUUGUCUGUGUUAGUGAUCAAGUGGAGAGGUGAAAAUGCACUUUGCUUGGAGGUUGUUCAGAAUUCUUUUACAAGCUGAUGAAGAUGACAGUCAAUAUAACUCAAGAGCUGUGUGUAAUAUUCCAUCAGAAAGCAGUUGAUGCCCUUUCUGUCUUCUCCUUCACUCUUCCUUAACUGUGCCCUACUUUCUUAAAGGGUAUUCACUCUCACAGUAGAAUAAAGCUGUAGCUUGACCAAAGAAUGUGGCAGGUUUCCAAAUAGACAAGGCUACAAAAACAGCUUGGGGACUAGCCUAAUCCUUUGGAUACAAGUUUUUCCACAAUGAUGCAUGUCCUUGUAACCUGACAACAUGGUCUUGUUGAAUGAAGGCAGCCUCCUAAAGAAGAAAGCAACAGCAAGUUGUGGUAAUAUUGUGUUUAAGUGCCAGUUAGUAAUGGUAAAGUACUUCCACAAGGAUGCUCUGGACUGAUUCCAUCUAAGAGCGUUUCAGUGACUUCAUGCUGAAAGAAUGAUAUUUCAGGUCAUAUCAGUAGGAGUUCUCAUAAAAGUUGAGUGGGGAAUCAUAACAUUUGGUACUAAGCAUAUUUCUUUGUAUCUUGCUAUAGUAAUGUCAAGUAUUUCUGUUUAGAAUAAAAACCCAGUAACUUCAGAUCUUACUUUGUAGGUAGAAAAGAGUGAAUUUCAGUACAGUGUUUCUGAGUUAUAAUAGUGGCUAGCAAAUGUUAAUGUAUUUACCUGGGAGAAAAGGCAAAAAGGACCUUAAAAUGUAAACAGCACUUCUGAUUUCAGAUCUAAUUCUCUGCAUUAUAGUCCCUGAAGUAAUGGAACAGGAGAACAGCAACAAUGACAGAAAUGGGAGGUAAGGGCAGCCUGACACUGCAAUUUUGUUAAGCUCCAUAGAAGAGGCAUACAUUUCCUACAAAUCAACUUCUGCUAUACGUGUACCAGGCUUCUAUAUUGGUAUGUCCCUAUUAAAUCCUUUUUCUUAAGG